CAGUGUCUCGCUACUAAUUAAACGUGGAAAGAAAAAACCAUGAAGCAAUUUGGACUGGGAGUGGUUUUCCUGCUGGCCGCCGUAGAGAGUGCAACGGCCAUCAGCUGCUACGUGUGCAAUACGACCGACUCGACGACACCGUUCCAGUGCAGCGAAUGGUUCGAACGGUUCGAUACGCCCGACCUGAAGCCGGUCGACUGCUCCAACGUGUACGGGGCCAAGUUCUGCAUCAAGCAUAUUGGCCGCUUCGAAGCGUGCGGCAUCCUUUGCUACCAGUGCUCGUCCGCCCACUCCAUGUACUGUUCGGACAUGCUGGUCGCGGACGAGGCGUCCCCCUUCAAGCCGGAACCGUGCGAUCACGUGUUCGAGGCCGAGUACUGCAUCAAAUCGACGGCAAUGCAUGAUGGCAUUGGUGCUAAGCGUUACUGCUCGUCGCGCGAUCUCGGCAACUACUGCAACUAUGUGCGCAAUCCGGGCGACCAGAUCGAGUACCGAUCGUGCAUCUACACCUGCGACACGGACGGGUGUAACAGUGCUCCACGCUCGGCGCAGUUCGUUUCCGGCACAGUGCUUGCCACAGUGGUGGGGCUGCUUCCCUUCAUCCAGCUUCUUGCAGCUUCUCUUCUCCGGAAGGUGACGCUUUAGGCGUGCAUUUGCGGGUAUUGCGUACUCUAGCGUAUCAUCCAUCGUUUUACCGAACAACUAGAUGAGACUUUCGUGAGAUUCUUUUGCCCGAGAGCAUUUCCGUUUUCCGUCCAUUCUUUUCCAUCCAACAUUCCAACAUUGCGCACCAAGACCCGGUGCAGUGUACACCACAAUAUGUUCAAAUGUACUAGAAUAAUGAAUAGUGUUUAGUGAGUGGAUUUUUAAGUAAUAAUAAAAAAAAAACGUGACAAAUAAUCCUCCAAUAGGAAAA
This is a messenger RNA of Anopheles merus, 916 nucleotides long. RefSeq names its product U-scoloptoxin(05)-Sm1a (gene bou). The transcript has 4 exons. The record is from RefSeq and is a predicted model, not a curated record. NCBI's taxonomy places the organism in Eukaryota, Metazoa, Arthropoda, Insecta, Diptera, Culicidae. Bases 40 to 645 code for a protein of 201 amino acids. Gene Ontology annotation, biological process: regulation of synaptic transmission, cholinergic; positive regulation of voltage-gated potassium channel activity; sleep.